This is a messenger RNA of Struthio camelus australis, 9121 nucleotides long. It is a transcript of the gene INPP4A, whose product is annotated as inositol polyphosphate-4-phosphatase type I A. Gene Ontology annotation, molecular function: phosphatidylinositol-3,4-bisphosphate 4-phosphatase activity. Gene Ontology annotation, cellular component: cytoplasm. The record is from RefSeq and is a predicted model, not a curated record. Lineage: Eukaryota; Metazoa; Chordata; Aves; Struthioniformes; Struthionidae.
UCCUCCUGCAGCUCUGCAUCUGCUCUGAGUCACGGCUAUGACUCACACUGGCAGCGCUCACGUUAGCUAGCGUUCAGAUGGAGCAGCUCUGGCAACAGAAGAAGCAGGUUAUAUUAUUGAUUACCUGCUGCAGUCGACACUUGCGCCAAGAUUUUUUUUUUUGCGAGCACAGCUGAAACACAGGAGGCUCUGCUGAGCACCGUUGUUAGUACCGUUCCCUUAAGAUGUGGACUUAACUGAUAUUAUGAAAUGCAAAAUCUCUUCACACAAGAGGAGAGGAGCUGUCUAGGAAUAGCAACUGGAGACAACCUGCUGCACUCUGAUCCUCUGCAAGAGAAACAUCACUAAAGCCAAGCAGCGAGAAAGGAGGGGUUCUUCAUGACAAAAUGACAGCAAGAGAACACAGUCCUCGCCAUGGUGCAAAGUCCCGUACUGUGCAACGGGCCUCCACCAUUGACAUCACCUCUGACAUGCUAGGUCUUUCUUUAACAGGAAACAUUCAGGAUCCAGACGAGCCGAUUUUAGAGUUCAGUUUAGCUUGCAGCGAGCUGCUAACUCCAUCACUAGAUCGAAAACCAAAUAGUUUUGUAGCAGUGAGCGUAACUACACCUCCUCAGGCGUUCUGGACGAAGCAUGCACAGACGGAAAUUAUUGAGGGAACAAGUAAUCCUAUCUUUCUAAGCAGCAUUGCCUUUUUCCAAGACUCUCUUAUCAAUCAAAUGACACAAAUCAAACUCUCCGUGUAUGACGUGAAAGACAGAUCUCAGGGAACAAUGUAUUUAUUGGGUUCUGGGAUGUUCACUGUAAAAGAACUUCUUCAGGAGAAGAAUCACAGGUUGCACUUAACACUAAGGUCCACCUCCAAAAAAAUUUCAACGCAGAGUGUUUGUUGCAGGUCUGCUGAAAGUGACCGUGUAGGUAACAUUACAGUUAUUGGAUGGCAAAUGGAGGAAAAAACUGACCAAAGGCCUCCAGUGACAAGGUCGCCGGAUACAAUUAAUGGAAGGAUGGUAUUGCCAGUUGAUGAAAGUUUAACAGAAUCUUUAGGAAUCAGGUCCAAAUAUGCUUCAUUGCGGAAAGAUGCACUACUGAAAUCUGUGUUUGGUGGUGCCAUUUGCCGGAUGUAUCGCUUCCCCACCACGGACGGAAACCACCUGAGAAUCCUGGAGCAAAUGGCCGAGAGCAUACUGUCGCUGCACAUUCCCAGGCAGUUUGUGAAGCUUCUUCUAGAAGAAGAUGCAGCAAGGGUUUGUGAACUAGAAGAACUGGGAGAGCUGUCUCCCUGUUGGGAAGGCCUUCGUCGACAAAUAGUUACUCAGUACCAAACAAUUAUAUUAACUUAUCAGGAAAAUCUAACAGACCUGCAUCAGUAUAAAGGUCCGUCAUUUAAAGCCAGUAGCUUGAAAGCUGAUAAAAAAUUGGAAUUCGUUCCCACGAAUUUACAUAUACAGAGAAUGAGAGUCCAGGAUGAUGCAGGAUCAGAUCAGAACUACGACAUAGUCACCAUAGGAGCACCAGCAGCUCAUUGUCAAGGCUUUAAAUCAGGUGGCUUGCGGAAAAAACUGCAUAAAUUUGAAGAGGCAAAGAAACACAGUUAUGAGGAGUGUUGCACUUCAACAAGUUCCCAGUCUAUAAUCUACAUCCCCCAGGACAUCGUUAGAGCAAAGGAAAUCAUUGCACAAAUCAACACCCUGAAAACUCAAGUCAGUUACUAUGCAGAAAGGCUCUCGAGAGCUGCCAAGGAUAGAUCAGCUAAUGGCCUUGAAAGAACGCUUGCCAUCCUGGCAGACAAGACCCGGCAACUUGUCACAGUCUGUGACUGCAAGCUGUUGGCAAAUUCAAUACAUGCACUGAAUGCUGCAAGGCCAGAUUAUAUAGCUUCAAAGGCAUCUCCAACCUCUGGAGAAGGCGAACAAGUGAUGCUGAGGAACGACCAAGAUACACUUGUGGCCAGGUGGACGGGAAGAAAUAGCCGAUCUUCUCUGCAGGUGGAUUGGCACGAAGAGGAAUGGGAGAAAGUUUGGCUGAAUGUUGACAAAAGUCUGGAGUGUAUUAUACAGAGAGUGGACAAACUUCUCCAGAAAGAGCGCUUGCAAAGCGACAGCUGUGAAGACGUUUUCCAAUGUGACACCAGCUGUACUAGUAAGAAAGGUAAUCGGGACACUCGUGCCUACUGGAUAAAUCCAGAAGAUUUAAAUGAGACCUCACCAUCACCUUCAUCAUCCUCACCACCAUCAUCAUCCACAUCAUCCUGUGCAUGCCAUUCUCUCAGAAACGCAAAUUGCAGCCCCGCUCUGGAAGAAUCCGGCCCAGGUGAAUGGAGCGAGGCUCUCUACCCCUUGCUGACAACACUCACAGACUGCGUAGCCAUGAUGAGUGACAAGGCAAAGAAAGCCAUGGUCUUUUUAUUAAUGCAGGACAGUGCACCAACAAUAGGGUUGUGCCUGAGCCUUCAGUAUCGCAGAGAUGUUGUCUUCUGCCAAACUCUGACAGCUCUUAUUUGUGGUUUCAUUAUCAAGCUGAGGAACUGCCUACACGAUGAUGGAUUUCUGAGACAACUCUACACCAUUGGCUUGCUAGCGCAGUUUGAGAGCCUGCUGAGCACUUAUGGUGAGGAGCUGGCAAUGCUGGAGGACAUGAGUUUGGGAAUAAUGGACUUGAGGAAUGUAACCUUUAAAGUAACUCAGGCCACAUCAAAUACGUCUACUGACAUGCUGCCGGUCAUCACUGGAAAUCGUGAUGGAUUUAAUGUGAGGAUCCCUUUGCCAAGCGCCUUGUUUGACUUGCUGCCACGAGAGAUUCAGAGUGGCAUGUUACUGAGGGUUCAGCCUGUUCUUUUCAAUGUGGGAAUCAAUGAGCAGCAAACCCUAGCAGAGAAGUUUGGAGACACCUCAUUGCAAGAAGUAAUUAACAUGGAAAGCUUAGUCCGGUUAAAUUCAUAUUUUGAGCAGUUCAAGGAAGUUUUGCCUGAUGAUUGUCUACCUCGAUCUCGUAGUCAGACAUGUCUGCCUGAACUGUUAAGAUUUCUGGGACAAAAUGUACAUGCAAGGAAAAAUAAGAAUGUUGAUAUCCUUUGGCAAGCUGCUGAGAUAUGCCGCAGACUAAACGGUGUUCGCUUUACAAGCUGUAAAAGUGCCAAGGAUAGAACAGCCAUGUCGGUCACCCUAGAGCAAUGUUUGAUCCUACAGCACGAACAUGGAAUGGCUCCCCAGGUCUUCACCCAGGCUCUGGAGUGUAUGAGGAGUGAGGGUUGUCGACGAGAAAAUACAAUGAAGAAUGUUGGAUGUCGCAAGUAUGCAUUUAAUUCCCUGCAACUGAAGGCUUUCCCAAAGUAUUACAGGCCUCCAGAAGGAACUUAUGGAAAAGUUGAAACAUAAGCAUACUAUGUCCUUUAAUUGCUGUUCCAUUAAAACAUGUGGAUACACUCUAGAUUAAUAUAUGAUUUUGUCAUCCAGAACAGAUAAAUAACUUUUUUGUACGUUUCACUAGAUUAUUCAGAGCAUGUUACUUAAAGAAUUGGAAUCUAUAGUAACAAUUAUUCUGACACCUUAGCUUGAGAAUAGUGAUGACUCUCUCUGCCCUUUUAAAUAGCCUUCAGUGUAUGUAAGAUGGACAGAUAUUUUACCAUUUAAUUACCUAUAUGCAAAUAGCUAGGUACCUCCUGGAUGGACAAGGACUUUAUGACUGGCAUUUAGGCAGCUGUUUCACAUAACAUCUUUUAUACUGAGUUGACUUGAGAUUGAGCUUUUCAUAAACUUUUUAAAACAGAGUAAAACUCAAAAGUUGUAAAUAAAAAAGGAUUGGAUCCUAAACAGUCUAAGAACUGUAGAAUGCAUUGUUACAAUCACGAAACAGAUUUUAACUUAAAAAGGGGGGGGGGGCACCCUAAAAGCCAGGAAUAUGAAAUGUUUUGCUGUAUAUAGGAUACCAUCUUCAUAUAUGAACUUAGUACAUAUAAGGCCAGACAUAUGAGGUCUAGUUCUGUCUAAAUAAAAGACAAAAUCCCAUUGUUUUCAGCAGCAAAAGACUUGGGCACACAACUGAUUUUUAAAAAUGUUUCAAACAUAUAAUGACACUUUCUAAAAUAUUAAUGCCAGGAAGAGUUCCCAACCAUAGUUAAAGUGCAACAAGCAAGUUGCUGAUGUUGCACGUGAAAUGUUCAAUAUGUGUCAUGGUAUUGUAUAAUGUUUACCCAUGGCUUUUUAUAUCACUUCUUUAUUGUAAGCAUUAAUAUCUUGGGGAUUUAUGUUUUUUUGACUGGCAUUAUUUUUUCAAUAUCUGGCAGUACAAAAAUUUUGAAGUGCCCAACACAUCCCAGUUACUCCAUAACAAAAAAAUUUCCUGUUCAGCUUUGCCUUUUACCUUGCUAGACUCUGUUCAGAAUCAUGUGUAGGAAAUAUGCCUGUUUUCAGAAUAUUCCUGAGAAAGGUAGCAAUGGCCCAAUUUGGUAGAAAGCAACUGCUAAUAUGUUACUGCUGAUGUGUGAGAAACUCAGCUGUGUUCAAGCUCACGACUAAGGUGACUAGUUGAGCAUUUGAUAAAAAAUGUUCAACAGAUCUCCUUGAAAAUAAUCUCCCAAAGAAUGACUUUGAAGAUAAGAUACCUUUUCAAGACACAGGUAAACAUUAAUUUCUGAAUUUUACAGGCUUAAAUCAUCUCUAGCUAGUUUAAUUCAGCCCACUGUACUCUUUCCUUCUUCAUUCCUAAGGAUAAAAGCCUUAGAAUAGAAAAAUCUGGUCAAUUAUUGUUGUGAGAGUAGCAACAGCCAGGUAAGUAUAUGGCUGUUUUCUGAUUUCUUUCUCCCUCUCACUGAUGUUUGUCUGUGCUGUCACUGCUCUAUCAGUCAUGUUCAUUCUGCUCCCAUAUAGGUUUGGGGGUUUUAAGUACAGCGGUUUUUGCAUUUUACUUUCUGCAGUUUAACACUGAGCAGCAUGUCACUAAGCCAGUUAAGAGAGUUCUGCUGAACUAGGUUGUUACCGUUAUUUCUUUCAGUCUUUAUAGGAGAACAAAACAAUUUCUGGGCAAAAUCAAUAUAUGUCUAGUACCUAUAUCAGUUCAGAACACAUAAUCCAUAGUAGAACAGUCCCGCGGAAACUUAGCAACUCUGCUUUGCAGUUAACAAACUACUGUAUUGAUUUUUUUGCCAAUAUGUAAAAACAAUGUAUGGUGAAAAACUUUUUAAAAAGAUCUCUUCGGACGUGUUACUCCAUAAGUUAUGCUCAACCUUCAGUUUCUGGUCCUUUAUUAAAUGCUACAUUUAUUUUUGUAUAGACUAUACUCUUUAUAUCCUUUAGUUUUUAUGAGUUGGUAAUUUUAUUUUGUAUAUUUCCAACAGAUAGUUAAUUAUAUAUUUUAAAUCUUAUACUGGUACACUAAAAAUCUUCUUCCGAUAUUCGCCUUCAGAAGAAAAUAACAUGAGGUCUGUUGUAACAAUUAGCAGAGCCACUCUCUAAUAUUGUGGCCCAGUAAUGAUUAGAUCCACUCGAGAGCUUAGUGACCCUUUAUUUUUUCUAUAUACCCAUCCGAUCAGAAACAGUUCCCAAGCUUUGUAGGUGCGUGGUGUUUGCUCACCUUUUUGAAGUGGUGGAAUAUCAGUCUCAAGUACUGCACUUUUUUGUUUAAACUGUUCUGAUUUCAGUACACUUACGUGUAAAGCAUCAUUGUCCUCCUAACGUUAUGUAUUCAGCAUGGUCAGUACAUGCACGUCAGUGGGCUUGUUUAAAGGGCAUAACGAACAGCAAGAUCUUGAGCAGUUCAUCAAAAAAGAAAAACUGUGAAACUUUGAAUCCGUAUAGGAAACUUCACAAAGGUGAAGUAAGCUUUACUGUUGCACAGGAGAGGCAAAUUUAAGGAUUACUGUAAAAUGAAGUUCUGUCUAAUGUUCUUUUUGAGUACAUUUUUUUAAUUAUAAAAACAUACAAAGGUAAAAAAAAGAAAACUGUUGCCAAGUAUGUUCUGUGUAUGUUCUGUGAAAGUACCUACAGCACAGUUGCCUUUUGUUUCAUUUAUACAUGUAAAAUUAUUGUAUAAUACAACACUGUUUUGUCCCAACACAAUUGUAUUUGCCAAGCUUUGUGCAUUGAAAUAUUUUUAUUUAUUUGGUUUUGGGCAGUAUUAAUAUAUCAUAAACAUAUGGCUACUGUUUUAUAUAUUCCUAGUUCAUCCACUCCAUGUAUACUGUAAAUGUGCUAGUCUUUAGGAUGAAAACCAAUAAAGAACUGACAAGAAUACCAAAAUGGUGGCUUACUUUUAAUGCAUUUGUGAUAAAUAAAAUCUACUCUUUUAGGUUCCUUGAUUUAUAUAAUACAUCUUAUACAUCUUAUCUGUUGGAGAAUAUGUUACAUCUUGUAUGGAAACAUAUUACCCAGCUAUGCAAGUCGGGAAGUAGUUAUUCACUUCUUAAACCCUGCUAAUGUAUAGCUGUUAACAAUUUUCUGUAGUUAAGGCAGGCACCAGUUUGUCCCAUAUGCUAUACAUCUGCAGCAACAGUUAAACAAAGAAGCAAUGAUGUGAGGACCAUAAUCUGAAGCAGUCCAUGACUUCUAUAAGAUAGAAAGAACAGAAUAAAAAAUGUAAUUCUUCUGUCACUGGAUGUUUGGAAAUGGGCAAAUGCAAUUUUAUUUGUGUGAAAGAGGCCUGAGGGCCACAGGUUGGGAGGGGGCUCUAAUUAGUUUUUAAUUAGAAUUAGUUUUUCUCGUUACAUGGAAAGAAAAACAGUACAGGGAAAAAGACCCCAUUGAUUUUAUUCAAAAAGGUAGAAAGAAAAUAUACUUGACAGGUAAGAACUCCUAAAUGGUGAGUGCAAUAUAUACAUACAUACGCGUAUAUUUGUCUUUCUAAGCCUUCUAAACUGACAGGAAAACAGUGUCUGCCUGUGUCCUUUUUAAUAAAAAAUUUGCAAUUUUUCAGAAAUAACAUUUUGGAUUUCGAUGUAGCACUCACAGAAAUGGGCAUUUGUGGGUCUUCAGAACUGAACUGUAAUUUUAUUAAGUGGUGCUUUUAACUUCGGUGGUAUUGAUUAAUGCUUGACUUGCCAUGAUUUGUCAGGUCUGUAUACAGUUACUCCAUGUUGCUAAUGCAGCCACUCUGAUUACAAAAUGAGCUCUUCAGAUGUUUAGCUUUAAAGUAACUCCUAAGAAUAAUAAGGGUUAGUUAUACAUGAAAAAGCAACUUUGUUUCUCUUUUGUGGGAUAAAGAUAUCUUUAAUAUUUGUACUGGAAUUUUGCAUCUAAUCUCACAAGUAUAUCCAAUGCGCACAUAAAUACUAACAAGCCACAGGAGCUGCGUAUUUUGUACAAAUCUAGUUCAGUCUCAACUAGCUGGUCAAAAAGAGAUUAAGGCGCUAAGGGCUUUAAUGUUCAAUGACCAAAGAGAUGUAAUAUUUUAAGAUUUCCCUUCCUUUCCAGAUGAUUUUUAAUGCGCCCCUGGUGAUCUGGCAAAGAAUGUAUUGCUGUGCCUCUCUCUUUUUUUAAUGUAAAAAUUUUGCUGUGAGGUGUUUAAAAGAUGGUGCAGAGCUUAACAUCAGAGCUUUUAGAAAAACUGUUUGAGCCUGGUGUUGCUUGUGUCAAGCUGAUACACACAUCUCUCUGUGACGAUUAUUCCGAUUGUAAAACAAUGCUGUUAUGAACCAAGGUAGCUUGUGGAUCUGUGGCUACAUGAGGAGCAUAGUAUAAAUAAUGCUGUGAAGAGCUGCUGAGAGCAGCAGUUAACUGCACGCUUUGGUGGGGAACCAGAACUGGUUCUAUCUCUUUGCCACGAGUUUUGCACAGACUAAUUUCACUCAGAAAGGCUUCCCUGAUGCUGCAAACAUAACUUCUGAAAGUUUAAAACAUGUAUUUUGACACAAGAGGAAAUUUUAGUAGGUGCAACACAAAAUUGAUGUGAUAAAAACAAAAGUUUAAGAGAAGCAGCAAGACACUUUUUUAAAUAAGAAAAAAAAAGAAGAAGAAGAGGAGGAGUCCUCAUCAGAAGACUUCGUAGCUAAUUUGGUGACCAGGAGUAGUUUGUUCAUUCCUAAACAUUUCUAAGACCCACCUUGGAAAUUUCUUGUUUGUGGACCAUUGUGGAAUGUACGUGAACUUAUUUAAAACUACUCUCCUAAUGAAUGUGUGGCGCACAGCUUUCAAGCUCUCAACGGCAGAGCUUAGUUGCACUGUACUCUUCUUCUGAAAUUACUUUAAAUGUCAGGCAAACUUCCUGCUCCCAAAUACGUACAUCUCCCAUGCAAGCAACUCUGGCAGCAUGACAGUGAUUUGCAGAGCUGCCUACUUCGUUUAGUAGUGUUCAAUAUGACCAGUGGAUGACAUGAAAAUACAGUUUUUAAGAGACUAGUGUCUGUGGUGAUCGUUCUUUUUUUUUUCUUUUCUUAAGUCGUGCCAAUAUUAAUUGUUUGCCAUUCAUUCUGGCCUUACGGUUUCUGAAGUGUGCUGUAUUCUGCGCAGCUUCCACUAUUAAGAAGUUUUAAGUUUUGUGGUGACUAUUGUAUUUGUCUGUAGGAGAUCACUAUCCUGCCCGUAAAGUUCUGCAGAUCUAUAUUUUCUUCUAGUGCAUGGAUCACUUGGAGUGGAGUCAGUCACUGCCAUUAGGCUCGUUAAGUGUUUAGUUUUUUGUAAACUUGAAAAGUUCAAAGACGAGAGAUUGAGAAGAGCCAUCUUAAGGCCAUGGUAAACAAAUUAUCUGGGGUGUGAAUGAAUUACACUGCAGCUGAAGUAAGUGUGGCUAUGUUUUUGUUUGCUCAGUGCUUCCAACAGGGACAUUAGAAACCUUUUCUGCUGGAACUGUACAUAUAUUCCUGCCAAAAAUCUUUGUUUAGAUGGAAUUGAGUACCUGCCAAUUGGAUGGUGGAGGAAGACGGGAAGAAGUUUUAGGAAAUCCUCAAUUUUCUCUAAAGGAGAAUUUAAAUGUUAAUGAUAAGGAAUAUGGAACUGGAAGUUACUUAUUCACAUGCUAAACCACUCAAGAGAAAACAACAGAUGAAGCUGUGCAUAUCUUUCCACAUUUCUCUCUCUAGUAGUCUGUGACCUCCGGCUGAAAACCCGGUCUGGCAGGUAGGAUGUGUGCUUAUUUGCUCCAAUUUGCUACUUCACGCAAGCUUGUAAAGCUUCUUCAGCGAGCACAUCAA